UCUCUCCCUACUAUCACGCUUAAAUGUCUAUAAAACCCCUCCAUCUUCUCCCAUCUUUCAAUUUCGCCACUGUCGUUUCUUUCUCAAUUCUCCUCCUAGAACCCUCUCUAUCAUGGCCUCUGCAACUCGACCUUCUUCUUCCUCUCAGGCAAUCUCUCCUGAUGAUGUUCAUGAUGAAACCAAUGUGUUUCAGUUAAUUCAAGCUCACCAGGAGAAGGCUGCUAGGCUUUCUCCGGUGGAGGAAAUCCGUACUGUGCUUGAUCAGAGCACGCGCGGUAUGCUUUCAACUUUUUCAGAGAAGCAUGAGGGCUAUCCAUCGGGGUCAAUGGUCGACUUUGCAUGUGAUGCUAGUGGAUCUCCAAUAUUAGCAGUCAGUAGCCUGGCCGUUCAUACUAAGGACUUAUUAGCCAAUUGCAAAUGUUCAUUGCUUGUUGCUAGAGAUCCCGAGGACAGAACUGAUUUAGUAAUCACUCUACACGGUGAUGCUAUUUCUGUUUCGGAAAAAGAUCAAGCAGCCGUUCGAACUGCUUAUUUGGCUAAGCAUCCCAAUGCAUUCUGGGUUGACUUUGGUGACUUCCAAUUUAUGCGCAUUGAACCGAAAGUUGUGAGAUAUGUAUCAGGUGUUGCGACAGCUUUGCUGGGAUCAGGAGAGUUCAAGAAAGAGGAGUACCAGAAUUCAAAAGUUGAUCCAAUAGCUCAAUUUUCUAAGCCUGUUACGUCUCACAUGAAUAAGGAUCAUGCCGAAGACACACAAGUCAUUGUGCAAUUCGCAACAUCAAUCCCGGUUGAUUCUGCUUACAUGCUGGAUUUGGAUAGUCUUGGAUUCAAUGUCAAGGCUAGUUAUCAAGGAAAUACUUUCAAGCUUCGAGUUCCUUUUCCUAGGCGCGCAGAAGAUAGAAAGGAUGUGAAAACGCUCAUAGUUGAAAUGCUCCAAGCUGCGCGAUCUCAGGCUAACUGACAUGCUGGUAAAAGUGACAUAAGAGGAUCUUAUGUUAUGGUGGCAUUGAACAUCUCCAGGAUAUAAACAGACAUAAUUCCGAAAUUCGUCGCGAUAUAGAUAAAAAUACCGAAAACAAUCGUCUGAGAUAAAUGGCUUUCUGCAUAUUAUAA
Molecule: messenger RNA, 1110 nt
Organism: Hibiscus syriacus
Lineage: Eukaryota; Viridiplantae; Streptophyta; Magnoliopsida; Malvales; Malvaceae
Exons: 13
Coding region: 113-958 (281 amino acids)
Source: RefSeq, a predicted model, not a curated record